UUUUUGGUAGAUGCUAGACAAGAGUUAACUGGACAAAUAGGGGAUUCCAGAGCCAUGGCUGAUGCAAGUGAACCAGCAUUCCGUACUUUGUUACAAGAACAUGGUGGGCCCAAUUCUUCUUACACAAAGGGUGACAAAGGUGAUACAGGUGAGGUUGGGAACCCUGGCCCUAUUGGCCUUCAAGGACUGAAGGGAGACAAAGGGGAUUUUGGAGAACCAGGUCCAAAAGGUGACCCUGGAGUAAAAGGAGAUCUUGGAGAGAAAGGAGAAACAGGCCAAGCAGGUGAGAAGGGGGCACAAGGUUUGGAUGGGCUACCAGGGAUUCAAGGGCCCCCAGGCAUGAAAGGAGAUCCAGGGGUACAGGGAAUUGAGGGUGUUCCUGGAGAACAAGGACUGACUGGACUUCCUGGCCGUAAAGGAGAAAAAGGACAGAAGGGAGACUGCAACCCAGUUGAAUCCAUAGCAUUUUCCGUUGGUCUUCAGAAAAGGAGAAGCUUUCCCUUGCCAGGAUCUCCAGUGAUAUUUGAGAAGAUUUUCCUGAAUGAAAAUGAAGCUUAUCAUGUUGAAACAGGCAUAUUUACUGCAAGCACAGGGGGUAUCUAUUAUUUCAGUUACCACCUGAGUGUUUCCGGCAGAUCACUGAGGGCUGCACUUUUCCAUAAUGGCCAAAGAAUUCUCCAGGUGUCAAGUGUAAGGGAAUCUCCACAGGGUGUUACUCAGGUUUCUGGAUCAGCGCUGGUUCAACUUUCUGAAGAUGAUGAAAUUUGGCUUCAGAUUUUGAAUGGCUCACAGAAUGGCCUAAUGGCUGAUGACACUACUGAUUCUAUAUUUUCUGGAUUUCUCUUGUACCCUGACUAAAAUUCAUUCAUU
Molecule: messenger RNA, 870 nt
Organism: Heteronotia binoei (common prickly gecko)
Lineage: Eukaryota; Metazoa; Chordata; Lepidosauria; Squamata; Gekkonidae
Product: otolin-1-A-like
Exons: 1
Coding region: 55-858 (267 amino acids)
Molecular function (GO): protein binding
Source: RefSeq, a predicted model, not a curated record